GCAGCUCUAAUUGGUGACUGUCCUCAUGCUUUCUUCUUUCCUCUUUAGGACCAAGAACACAGCCACCGUUUCUCCUGCCAUGCCCAUCCCUGCUCCUCCUCCUCCUCCUCCGGCGCUCCGACCGCCGCUCGGCCUCAAGACCAUCGCCGACGCCAGUCUCGACAGUCCCCGCAAGGCCAACUGCGUCAAGCGCUCGUUUUUCACCGCCGCCGCCCCCCGCAACGCGGAGUGCAAGGAAACAGAGGAGGAGGAAGAAGAAAAGGAGGACAGGAAGGAAGCAGAUCAAGAGGAGGAGGAAGAAGAAGAAGAAGAGGAUGACAGCGUGUGCUGGGCGAGGUACGGGCGGGAUAGCCGGCGUUUCCCCCCUCCGAUGUUGUUGUCGAGGGUGCUGAAGAGGGUCUACGAGGCCGGCGGAAGGCUCGUGAUCCGGGAGGUCAGGGUGGACCACCAGCAGCACUUACGGGCGCGGCGACGGAACGGCCGGCUCACGCUCCAGCUCGUGGAGUUGGUCGGGGUUCACCGAGGCGGUGGGGAGGUAGAAAAAUGUGAGAAAGUGGGAUCGGGGAUGUCGGCGCCGGCGACGAUGUCUUGCUCAGAGUCUGUUUUUGGUAAAGAGGUAGCGUUUGAGGAGGGACGCCGGUUGCAGUUGCCUGUGAGUAGAAUGAGAAUGGUGGUGCAAAAUUAA
Messenger RNA from Zingiber officinale, 685 nucleotides. Its product is annotated as double-strand break repair protein mus-23-like. The transcript has a single exon. NCBI's taxonomy places the organism in Eukaryota, Viridiplantae, Streptophyta, Magnoliopsida, Zingiberales, Zingiberaceae. Bases 26 to 685 code for a protein of 219 amino acids. The record is from RefSeq and is a predicted model, not a curated record.